GUUAUAUUUACCUUUGCGCAUAUUGGCGCCAAAGGGCGCGUACAUCUACUGCAGAUGGUCUUUGUAAUGCCACAAUAAUUCAAGAAUAAGCAUUUUUUCGCAAUAUUUGUGUACAUGUGACAUGUUACUUCGACUUGUCUGCCUUUUCUAAUCCGAACUAAUAAUGAGUUUGGAAUGAAAGGUUAAUUUUCCGUCACCAAGGUGUAUUCCUUUUUUCAAUAGUCAAUUUCUCGUGUGAAAACAAAGAUGCCUCCACCAGGGGUACCGCGGAACACUGGCCGAUACAUAGCCGACCGUCGCGGAGAAAACAGUACAUUUGAUAAAGGGGAUAAUUCAGAGCGUCGACUCGAAACCGCACUAUUCAAUGACCAAAUCGAUGCACGCUACGGCUUCGAAAGAUAUUCGGAACUAACUGAGCGCAUCGGGUGGAUGGUAAAUUUACAGCAGGCGGAGAUACUGGAUGAAGACAAGCGGCUCAUCGCCGCCCUAGAUUGUUAUUUUUUAGAAGAAAGUGGUUUUCGAUUCAAAGUCUCCGUACCGUUCAAGCCCUAUAUGUACGUUUUGGCUAGGCAGGGCACAGAGCAAGAGGUUACCUCCUAUCUUGGUCGGAAGUUCCAGGGGCAACUGUCGGGGUGUGAACUUGUUAUGAAAGAAGAUCUCGAUCUACUUAAUCAUUUGACUGGGCUUCAGCAGACAUAUAUUAAGUGUUCGUUUGCACACACUUCUGACCUCCAGAAGGUUAGACGUGAUUUGAUGCCGAUAGUUAAGAAAAACAAGCUCGAUAACGUUGCGACUGCAACGGUAGCUCCCACUGAACCUACCCAGAAUAUUCUGGACAUCCGAGAGCACGAUGUUCCGUAUCAUGUUCGCGCCAGUAUAGACCUCAAAUUAUUCGUUGGUCUUUGGUACUCGAUCCGUAUGCAAGGCGGUACAACUCCAAUUAUAUCGAAAAGAGAGGAUUUGCUUACAACACCAGACGUGUGUGUUUUGGCUUAUGAUAUAGAAACGUCAAAGUUGCCGCUCAAGUUUCCCGACGCUACCAGCGAUCCGAUUAUGAUGAUUUCAUACAUGAUCGACGCACAGGGCUUUCUGAUCACUAAUCGUGAAAUCGUCGCGGAAGAUGUAGAGGACUUCGAGUACACACCGAAGCCCGAAUUCGAAGGUCAAUUUACAACCUUCAAUGAAGCUAAUGAAGCCGCACUACUGAAUAAGUUCUUCGAACAUAUUCUCGAUGUACGACCACUUAUAAUCGUUACCUAUAAUGGAGACUCUUUCGAUUGGAUGUAUGUUGAAGAGCGUGCGAAAGUUCAUGGCAUUGACAUGGGCAAGUUUAUUGGCUGGAGUAAAGGUCGUGAAGGUUUUUAUCUCAGCAGGCCAUGUGUUCAUAUGGAUUGUUUCCACUGGGUGAAACGAGAUUCGUAUUUACCCGUUGGCAGUCAUAACCUGAAGGCCGUAGCUAAAGCUAAACUACGUUACGACCCUGUCGAAUUAGAUCCUGAAUUGAUGGUGCAGAUGGCCCAGGAAAACCCACAAGUUCUGGCCAACUAUUCAGUAUCUGAUGCGGUUGCCACGUACUAUCUUUACAUGAAAUACGUGCAUCCGUUUAUCUUUGCUCUUUGCACAAUAAUUCCUACGCAACCAGACGAAGUCCUACGAAAGGGUUCUGGCACUUUGUGUGAGUCCCUCCUUAUGGUUAAAGCAUUUGAAGCAAAUAUCGUGUAUCCUAACAAACAGGAGAGUGUCCUGAAUAAACUUUCCGAAGAUGGGCAUGUGCUCGAUCAAGAGACGUACGUCGGCGGACACGUCGAGGCCUUAGAGUCGGGCGUAUUUCGUGCAGACAUCCCGUGUAGAUUCAGGCUGGUUCCGCAGGCUUGCCAACAACUUAUAGACGAGGUGGAAGAAACAAUGAAACGAGCAAUUGUAGUCGAAGAAGGCAUACCAUUUGACACUGUCACGAAUUUCAAGGUAGUAUGCGAUGAGAUUAAAGGCGCUUUAACUGGUCUGCGCGACUGCCCGAAUCGAUUGGAAAAGCCGAUAAUAUACCAUCUUGACGUUGGUGCUAUGUAUCCAAAUAUUAUCCUCACAAAUCGUCUUCAACCGUCGGCGAUGGUAGAUGAGACCACAUGUGCUGCAUGUGACUAUAACAGGCCUGGGGAAAAAUGUCAGCGCACGAUGGAGUGGACAUGGCGCGGCGAAAUGAUGCCCGCAACUCGUGCCGAGUUCCAACGUAUACAACAGCAGUUGGAGACCGAAACCUUCUUAUCACCUAGUAACCCUAAAAAACGGGUGCCCUUCCACGAACUUCCGGAUGAAGAUCGUGCCGCUAUUGAGAAGAAACGCUUACAAGAUUAUUGCAGACGCGCAUAUUCCAAGAUUCAUGUCACCAAAACACAGCUUAGGAACACAACGAUCUGCCAGCGAGAAAACUCGUUUUAUGUUGAUACGGUCAGGCAGUUCCGCGAUAGGCGGUAUGAAUUUAAAGGGCUACUCAAAAAGGCCAAAGGGAAAGUGGCGGAUGCCGUAAAAACGGGUGACGCAGCUGAAAUUAAGACAGCAAAAAACUUGGAAGUGUUAUAUGACUCUCUUCAGCUAGCCCACAAGUGCAUCUUGAACUCAUUCUAUGGUUACGUCAUGAGGAAGGGAGCCAGGUGGUAUUCUAUGGAGAUGGCUGGCAUUGUUUGCCAUACUGGUGCGGAUAUUAUUAUGAAAGCUCGAGAGCUUAUUGAACAGAUAGGCCGACCACUAGAGCUAGAUACAGACGGUAUCUGGUGCGUUCUUCCAGCAUCCUUCCCUGAAAAUUUUGAAGUGUUGUCGACGCAUGAAAAAAAGAAAAAAGUGGUUAUUUCAUAUCCCGGUGCCGUCCUCAACAUUAUGGUGCAGAAAAAUAACACAAAUGACCAAUAUUAUGAACUUGUCGAUCGCGAAAAGCGCACCUAUAAAAUUCGUGAGGAAAACUCUAUCUUCUUUGAGGUGGAUGGCCCAUACCUUGCUAUGGUGCUUCCAGCCAGUAAAGAAGAAGGCAAGAAGCUUAAGAAGCGUUACGCUGUAUUCAACUUUGAUGGAAGUUUAGCUGAACUGAAAGGGUUUGAGGUGAAACGCCGAGGUGAAUUGCAACUUAUCAAGAUUUUCCAGUCGUCCGUGUUUGAAGCUUUCCUUAAAGGCGAGUCAUUGGAAGAGUGCUACGCCUCUGUAGCAAAAAUCGCGGACUACUGGUUGGACGUCCUUUACUCCCGAGCCUCGACUAUGCCAGACGAAGAACUGUUUGAGCUUAUAUCUGAAAACCGUUCAAUGAGUAAGAAGCUCGAGGACUACGGCUCGCAAAAGAGCACAUCGAUUUCAACUGCUCGUCGAUUAGCUGAAUUCCUUGGCGAUCAAAUGGUGAAAGACGCGGGCUUAUCUUGCUGUUAUGUUAUCGCGAAAAAGCCAGAAGGAGCUCCGGUAACCGAGCGGGCUAUUCCGCUAGCUAUAUUUCAGGCUGAGCCCGCGGUGCGACGUCGCUUUCUUCGCAAGUGGCUCAAGUGUUAUGGCGAGGAUGAGUUGGAUAUUCGGAGUAUUCUUGACUGGCAUUAUUAUAUCGAGCGGCUUGGUUCCGCUAUUCAAAAAAUCAUCACCAUUCCAGCCGCUCUACAGCAGGUCCGGAAUCCAGUUCCACGAGUAUCCCAUCCACCGUGGCUUCAUAAAAGGCUCCUUGAAAAGGAUGACGUACUUAAGCAAAAGCGGAUCAACGAAAUGUUUCAAACAAAGGAAAAGGACAUAGAAGAUCUUUGUAGCCCGGGCACGUCAUCUGAAACUCGCCCAGUGGUUGCUACAGUAACGCGCAAAAGGGCCAGAGACGAGGAUAAUAUCGAGAAUAUCGGUCGUCAUUGGAGGGAGGUGUUAGGGAACCCACCCCCGACGGGAAGCACGAAUGAAGAGCUCGCCAAAUGGAUCGAUUUCCACAAGCGCAAGUGGACUUACCAAAAAAAUCAGAGGGACCAACUAAAGAAGCUUACUAAACGUGUUGCCCGUGCAUCUGCUAUACCGACAUCACCCACGGCCACUCAAGUGGCUAAGCGGACCAGACUUGGUGGCACUAAUGGCGCAGGUAUCAACACACUUGGGAAUUUCCUACGUAAGGCUCAACAGACACUCCUCAACUCACCCUGGCAAGUGAUUCAGGUUUGCGAAACAGGCCGUCCAGGGAUCUUCAAGCUUUGGGUGCUACUAGGUUCUUUGGAGCUGCGGCAGAUACGCCUUGUUGUACCCCGCAUCUUCUAUGUCAAUCAACGUUACCCGAAAGAUAACGAAGAAUCUCCGAUUUAUCGGAAGGUAAUGCGUCAUUUACCACGUGCGCAUCAAGUAGCUCAUCUGUAUGAGUACGCGAUUGAUGAAGGGGUGUACAUUCACAAUAACGACGAUAUCGCUGCGGAGCUCGCAAAUCCGUAUAUCGAGGGGAUAUACGAGACACAAGUGCCUCUUGAUUUCCGACUUAUUGUUACGCUCGGCUGUGUGACGAAGCUUAACAAGCAGUAUUACAGGCACUAUGUUGGGGAGUCGAACGAUACUUUCGACAUGCGUCAUUUAGAAAUGUGCACCCUAGCACAAGUGGAUUAUCUCGAAGGGCAAUGCAUGAAAUACGUAUUUUUGUAUCAACAUCGGGAGGCGCAAAAGCAACUCUUGGCUCUAUUCAUUCCCGUGACAAAACGUGCCUGGCUUUUUACAGUGGAUACUGUGAAAACGAAUCAAAUACCUAAUUUGACCAAUAUGUAUAAUCAAGAAAGAGCAGCCAAGAUCGAUCGCGGUACUGCUGAAAAUGCGAUUUCAGGACCCGACUACACGUUUGAGUCUUCAGCAGAAUCUGAUGUUCGUGUAGUUUAUAAGGCAAUUCAGCGUCAACUACAGCUGUACCUUACUGAAAAACGAGGACCUACACUCCUUGCCGUACAAAGCGCCCUUGAUGCGGCAGAUCUGGCAGUGCUUAUGCCGCAAACUAGCGAGUUUCCUAUGGUGCGACUUCACGUUCGAGAUAGCGUAAAGAUGUUUGAUCAUCUGCAGUGGCAACGACUGGGGAGUAAGGCUGCCAUCAAACAUUUCCUCAAUGUUGAGCCCGCCCUUCAUGGCCAGCUCGAACAAUGCCGCUACCUACAUGUGCCGAUCGGCAAUCUGCCAGCGGAUGCAACCAAAUUCGGCUGCGAUAUUUUCUACGCACGAAAUUUGCUCAAGCAGAAUUUUGUUUGGUGGUGUUCAAACACUGACCGUCCUGAUCUCGGAGGGAAAGAGGCCGAUGAUAAUCGCAGCCUCGAGCAUGAACUUCAUCUUGAGGCGAAUCAUGAAGGAGCGUACACAAGUGCUUGUGUUGAAUUGGAAUUGCAUGGAUUAUUCGUGACAACCAUACUUCAGGCGCAUACCCUUGCCGAACUUGAGGGUAUCUGCAGCAACAUUGCCUUUGACGCCGUACAAGUGCAGAGCGUUCAGGAUAUGGUUCAAGGAGGCACGGAAGCUGGACACACCGUGUCUGGUUAUGACGAAUCAUCGCAAUGUGCAGGUGCAUUUCGAAUUCUUCGUCAGAUGGUUUCUGCCUUCAUGAAAGAUGUGGCGGUUUACAAAAACGUCUUUGCAGAUCAGCAGCUGCUGCAUCUGUUCCGGUGGCUGAAGGAUCCACAUUCACUGCUGUAUGAACCCUCAUUGAAGCGUAUUGUCGAUAAUUUUAUAGGAAAAAUGUUCCACCAGCUUGUUGCCGAGUUUCAUCGCCUUGGAGCCAAGGUGGUUUAUGCCAACUGUUCUCGAGUUAUCGUCUGUACUAAACGCCGAAGCAUCGAAGACGCUCUGUCCUAUGUCGAUUUUGUUAUUAAUUCUAUGCGAAACAAGGAACUAUUUCAUAGUAUAAAUCUGACUGUAAAGCAAGUCUACAAACUGUUGCUAUGGAUGGACCCGUCUAACCACGGUGGAGUUCAAGAAACGGAAGAUUCGGAAGAUGAAGUUAGAAUGCUGUGGAACAUGAGCAAGUUCUUGUCGACACCCUCGCUCGAAGAGAGCUUCAAUAUGAUGGUUGGGGGAUAUAUUAAUGCUUUAUAUCAACAUCUGCACGGUCAGGAGCCCGGGUCGAUGGAUAAUGCCCAAGAAACCAUGAAGUUCGUUGACGCGCUGAUUAAGGACGAAUUUGCACAGAGUCUAAUGAGCUUGACGAAAAAGCUGCACGACAAGUACCCGACAGGAGAGUUUCCUAGAAAUGCUAUGAUGAGACCCACCAUUUCGCGAGUGUAUUCGCCGUCACUUGAAUUUGUAAAGAUGGUGACCCGAGCGCUGUCAAUCGACUCCAAUAUUUCUGAAUACAUCAACAAUAAGCUGAAAAGAGAUCUACUAAAACUUUGCGGCGUCGGAGCCUUUUCAGAAAUCGCUCAGUGGAAUGAUCCCUGCCUUUCAUUUACCCUCUCUCAGGUAAUUUGCACCCAUUGCAAUAAUGUCCGCGAUAUCGACCUUUGUCGUGACGCCUUCAUGGCAGAAGGCGAAUGGUACUGUCCGAUGUGUGAAGCCAACUAUGAAAAAAGUUACAUUGAAAGUCUUCUCGUCGACUCACUUCAGGCGAUAGCAACCGCUGAAGUUUUGCAGGAUGUACAAUGUACUAAGUGCAACAUGAUCAAGGAAAACAAUAUGAGUCGUCAUUGUGAAUGCGCAGGCUAUUACAAAAACCUCAAUGAUACCACAAAGGUCUGCGAAAAGUUAAACACCUUCGUGGUAAUGGCCAAGACAUUCAAAAUGGAUGUUCUUCUGGAAGCCGUCGAAUGGAUGUGCGCUAUGAACUAGGAAAAAAUAUAUAUUUGGUCGAAACAACACUACGAGUUAUGCAGAUCACCUUACAAACAGCAAUAGCUAAGAUACCUUAUCCGAGAAAAAACUUCUCGGAGCUUUGCCCUCUGACAGCCCGCCCGCACGUAAUGUAAAAAAUAUGUGAUUUCAGGCUGAAUGUAGGUGGUG
Messenger RNA from Varroa destructor (honeybee mite), 6954 nucleotides. It is a transcript of the gene PolE1, whose product is annotated as DNA polymerase epsilon catalytic subunit 1. Gene Ontology annotation, cellular component: nucleus; epsilon DNA polymerase complex. Gene Ontology annotation, molecular function: zinc ion binding; DNA binding; single-stranded DNA 3'-5' DNA exonuclease activity. Lineage: Eukaryota; Metazoa; Arthropoda; Arachnida; Mesostigmata; Varroidae. The record is from RefSeq and is a predicted model, not a curated record. Gene Ontology annotation, biological process: DNA replication proofreading; mitotic cell cycle; leading strand elongation.